CCCCUCCCAGCAGUGCUGUCUGUCCUCAGCCUCGCACACACUGCUCUCCGCUCCGCGCCGCACUCAGGAUGAUCCAGGGCAACAGGUUGGUCUCAUUGCUGAAGGAAUGGUUGGGAGAAGUGAGACCGCAGAAGAUGAGGACUCCCGCGUUGCUGAAGAAAAAGAUCUACAAAGGCUUGUGCAUUUCCUUCUUUGUGGCGAUUACAUUGACCCUCCUCCACACGGGGACACCCCCCAAUCUGUUUUUCACUCAGAAGGAUAUAGAGUCUGAAAGUCCUAUAUCUGCUGUAAAACGUGACACUUUUCACGCACCUGAUGCUUUUUGGGCAGCCGGGAAAGGUGAACAAAUGGACACAUCUACCACGGAAGAUGGACAUCCUAGUGAAUGGGAUAUUGACGUCAUCAACUGCACUGCCAACUUAAACCUUACCCAUCUUGACUGGUUCAAGACACUGGAGCCUAACUUUCAACAGUUUAUCCUCUACCGACACUGCCGUUUCUUCCCUAUGAUUAUUAACAACCCACAGAAGUGCAGCGCAGAUGUUGACCUCCUAAUUGUGGUAAAAUCAAUAAUCACUCAGCAUGACCGCAGGGACGUUAUUCGUAAAACCUGGGGAAAAGAGAAGGUGAUGAAUGGGAAGAAAAUAAGAACAUUAUUUCUUUUAGGAACAGCUAUGAAAAAAGAGGAAAGAGCUAAUUACCAAAAGCUUCUGGAGUUUGAAAACCAGAUAUAUGGUGAUAUUCUUCAGUGGGAUUUUUUGGAUUCUUUUUUUAAUUUAACCCUGAAGGAAGUAAAUUUUCUUAAAUGGAUGACCAUUUAUUGCCCUCACAUACCCUACAUUUUCAAAGGGGAUGACGAUGUGUUUGUCAGCCCCAGCAAUCUCUUGGACUUUUUGGAUGGCAACAAAAUACCUGAUCUGUUUGUUGGAGAUGUCUUAUACAAAGCUCACCCCAUCCGCAGGAAAGACAACAAAUACUAUAUUCCAACAUCUCUAUACAGCAAAAACCUCUACCCUCCUUAUGCAGGUGGCGGAGGCUUUAUUAUGGCAGGCUCUUUGGUCACAAAAUUGUUUAAAGCUUCUGAGACUUUGGAACUGUAUCCUAUUGAUGAUGUGUUUCUAGGUAUGUGUUUAGAGGUCAUCAAAGUCAACCCUAUAAUGCAUGAAGGCUUUAAAACUUUUGGGAUUGUAAAAAACAAGAACAGCAAGAUGAACAAAGAACCAUGCUUCUUCCAAAGCAUGCUUGUUGUUCACAAACUAUUACCGGAUGAACUGCUACAGAUGUGGGAACUAGUACAUAGUAACUUGACUUGUUCGCGAAAAAUCAACAUUCUUUAGUGUCUGUGGCAAAGGACCUGUGGAGGGGUUAGGAAACGAAAGUACAAACUGGAUUCUUUAUUUUUUACGAAGGCUGUUUCCCUGGCAGGUUAAGGGAUUCAACUUCCUGAAAGCAUUAUUUUUUUAUGUUUAUGAGAAAUCGGACCUUGUAGCUUUUUGUAAAGGAUUCCAUGGAACUGCGCUCUGGGUACGAUAUAUAGGCAAUCAUUAUGAACGUGAAUGAAAGCUUGUUUUCAUCUCUGGGUCAGUCAGCUGUGCUGUAUGUGGUGGAGGCUCUCUCCAAUGUUUUUCUUUGGAAUUUUUAGACUACGGAGCCUUAUAUGGUACAUGCUUAACCCAAACUACACGUUACAGAAGCUUUCAUUUCACAUAGUAACUUAACACUGGGUGUGCCUUCAACAUGGUGACAAGCCAUGUAGCUUUCCUGAUCACAGUGAUCUACAGUGGUGCUGUCCAUGGCUCACAGACUCAAAGUUUUAAAAAAGAUAAACAAACUGUGAGCUACAAGAACUUAUUUUCCAAUCUCUUGAAAAAAUUUUGUUUUAUAAUAUUUAUGUUUAAAUGUUUGGGGUCGUUUUUUGUUUGUUGAUUGACCUUUACUUUUUUUUUGAUUAUUUUAAGGUAUCUUUUGUUGACAAUAUUUUGUUAAUUUAUGAAAGUAAAAUUUAAAUUAAGAAGCAUUA
This is a messenger RNA of Rana temporaria (common frog), 2020 nucleotides long. RefSeq names its product UDP-GlcNAc:betaGal beta-1,3-N-acetylglucosaminyltransferase 7 (gene B3GNT7). NCBI's taxonomy places the organism in Eukaryota, Metazoa, Chordata, Amphibia, Anura, Ranidae. Gene Ontology annotation, molecular function: hexosyltransferase activity. The transcript has 3 exons. Gene Ontology annotation, cellular component: membrane. Bases 69 to 1337 code for a protein of 422 amino acids. The record is from RefSeq and is a predicted model, not a curated record.